UGGGCAUCAAUAAACAAAAACGGCCAUUUUGCACAUUCCGAACAUUUCACAAUAUUUAAACGCCGGUAUUUUCUCUCAACGCGUUCCUAACUUCGACCGUUUCCCGUUCACAAAAUGAAUAUCACUCGCGCAAUCAAUGACCCGGAAUUCUGCAAGAUGGCCCAAGCUGUCAACCUCUGUGCGGAGGAUAUGAUUCCUUGGGAAGGACAAUCAGAUUCCUGGUGUUUACCGCUUGAGCAACUUGAAGGUUCAGCAGCAAUAACGCGAUUGUACGUGCAAUUCGAGAAGACAAAGCUUGACGGAAUUAUUCAACGCCGACGUGAAGACCAACCAGCUAAGCGCAUCACUCGCCGUCAUGGUCCAGAUAUCAUAUACUUUUGGAAUGAUACUCCACCCGUGCGAGAGAACCAAUUUAUUGUGAUGAUAGCGCUCGGAAAACCCUCCAUACAACAGGACAAGACCUCUCCAACGCUUAAGAGGCGUCAUGAGGAUGAUGAGAUCGAGACUGAACAACACACGUUGCCGAGACGGCCUGAUGAUUCAUCUUCUCAUAAAAACGUUCUCAAGCCUCAUCAAAAGACUAACACGGAAGCUGCCGCCACAAUCGUGGAACAGAAAGACAGAACCACCAACCUUACCGGUGCCGCAACCACCGAGGAACCAUCAGAACUCUCGUCACGGUGGCAAGCUUUCGUCGAGAAGCUUAGAGAAGAAGCAGAGAUCGUGGGCUCGACGUUGAGUAAUCGGAGCAACGAGCCUAUAGAAUUGAAAGAAGGUGACUUCCUUGAGCUCGAUACGUCGCAGUACCUUCACCCGAAGGCUGGUUCUGUCGGGGGAAUGUGGAUGUCGUAUGAUUGGUCAUGAUAUCCUUAGAGAUGAUCAAGAUAUCGAAAAUAAAGGCGGAUCAUUAUUGACGCGUUGCGGUGAACCUAUUCCCAUAGUGUUCGUGUGGCCGGUAGGAGUAUGGGCGAAUACGUCCCAAACGAUCCCUAAGCUAGGAUCCCGUAGAUAAUCCCAGGAAUCGAU
This is a messenger RNA of Exophiala oligosperma, 1026 nucleotides long. RefSeq lists its product as uncharacterized. The transcript is spliced from 2 exons. Lineage: Eukaryota; Fungi; Ascomycota; Eurotiomycetes; Chaetothyriales; Herpotrichiellaceae. The record is from RefSeq and is a predicted model, not a curated record. The coding region runs from base 115 to 864 and encodes 249 amino acids.